Molecule: messenger RNA, 656 nt
Organism: Malaya genurostris
Lineage: Eukaryota; Metazoa; Arthropoda; Insecta; Diptera; Culicidae
Exons: 2
Coding region: 117-530 (137 amino acids)
Source: RefSeq, a predicted model, not a curated record
AAGCUGAAAAGUUUUAUUGUUUUAGUUCGUUUGCAGACAGCCGGCAUCACAUCGAACGAGAUUCCCGUUAAUUUACUCUAUGGCAUCAUCAUCCUGUUCGGACCUAAAACAAAAUAAUGAGUAGGAUUGUCGAGUGCAUCAAAUGUUUAUGCGGUUGCAACGAACUAUCUAAAGAGCGCAUCAAAGAAUUACUCUGUAAAAAAAUCCAUGCUUUUCUCAAUGACAAAGAAGCAGUGGAUAUGUUUCAGAAGUUCAUCCCAAGUGAUUCAAAUACACACAAGCACAUAGCCAUUAUCAAACAAGCUAGGCUGUACCAGCAAGUAGAAAUAGAUAAGAGCUCCGAUGAAUGGGAGGAGUUUGCAGAGGAUUUGGAGGAACAAUUUGAAGACGAACUUAAAGAAAGCUCAGAUACUAAUUCGGUUCUCGAGAAAGUCAUUUUCGAGUACAGUAAAAAAAUCGAAACAUCGAAUGACUAUUCAAACUUUUCACGAAAUUUGAAACAGAAAUAUAACAAAUUCAGAUCUGUGUAAAUAGUUCACAAACUCAUAGUAAUAGUUUUAAGAUUAUUAUUUAUACAACCUUGCCCUAUCGAUACCAAUGAUAUAGUCGCUCAUAAAUACAAUAAACAAAUUUACCAUGAGCUUCAUGAACCAGAA